Messenger RNA from Benincasa hispida (wax gourd), 2346 nucleotides. RefSeq names its product cysteine-rich receptor-like protein kinase 8. Lineage: Eukaryota; Viridiplantae; Streptophyta; Magnoliopsida; Cucurbitales; Cucurbitaceae. The record is from RefSeq and is a predicted model, not a curated record. Gene Ontology annotation, cellular component: plasma membrane. Gene Ontology annotation, biological process: protein phosphorylation. Gene Ontology annotation, molecular function: ATP binding; protein serine/threonine kinase activity.
CAAACCGUUUCCUCUGAAUUAAUUGUACAACGAAAGGUGCUAGAGAUAUUUCAAUUAUCUGUUUUCAUCUCUUCAAGAAAAAGUUCGUCUCUUAAUCAGCUAUUCCAAACAAAAAUCAUGUUCUGUUUUCUCAAUUGCAGAUCUUUGCCAAUUUCGUUGCUAGUUCUGAUUUCAAUCUUUGGGCUUAGCCGCUCCCAUCAUUUCGAACCCAAAUAUAGGUUCCACAUCUGUUCAUCGCCAAGUAAUAACACAGCCAAUUCUAAUCUGGGUUCGGAUCUCAAUGGCCUGCUGAGUUCCCUAUCAGAAGCUUCCUCUGACAGCUUCUACAACAGAACCUUCAAUGGACUAUACGGCCUCGUCCUUUGUCGAGGCGAUAUGAACAGCGAUUACUGUCACAGUUGUGUCAGUGCCGCAAGCAAAGAAUUAGGCGAUAAAUGCCGUUUAAGAGUUAACGCAACAAUAUGGUACGAUGAGUGUAUGCUGAGAUACUCAGACAAGAACUUCUUGGGGAUUGUAGAGCUGUCGCCGAGAUUCCUCAUGGGCGAUUCCGGGAACCAGACAUUGCCAGAUGAUCGGAAUAUUGAUGGGCCUGCUCUGUUGUCUCAGAUGGCCAGUGAAGCUGCAGGGUUAGAGAUGAUGUUCAAGGCAAACAAGUUGGAUAAGCGUGGGACACGCUAUGGAUUGGUUCAGUGCACAAGGGAUCUCAAAAGUAGUGAGUGUGGUACAUGUUUGACGGCUCUAUUGGAGGACAUCAGGCAGGUUUACAAAGCGAGAGUGGGAUGGAGAAUUUUGGGUCCAAGUUGUAGCAUAACGUACGAGCAAUACCUUUUCUAUCACCUACCAGCUUCGUCUCAAGGAUUGAGCGGGAAAAUGAUUGCAAUAAUCACUAUAUCAACAGUUGCAGCAGUAGCAAUUCUUGCAAGUCUAUUGUAUUGUUUACUUUUGUCAAAGAAGAGACGGGGUGAACAAGUUCUGUUGCGAAAUUUGGGAGAUGCAAAGUCCGCAGAAUUGAUGAAGCAAGAUUUGCAUUCACAAGAUAGAGACAAUGAUGAAGAAAUGCAUUACUUCAGUUUCAUCACCCUUCAGGCUGCUACAAACAACUUUGCAGAUGCAAAUAGACUUGGAGAAGGCGGUUUUGGUCCCGUUUUCAAGGGAAAGUUGAUGAACGGGGAAGAAAUAGCUGUAAAACGACUGUCGGUUAAGUCGAGUCAAGGUCACGAUGAGUUCAAGAAUGAAGUCAUGGUCAUAAUGAAGCUUCAACACAAAAAUCUGGUCAGACUUUUGGGAUGCUGUCUGGAGGGAGUGGAGAAGCUACUUGUCUAUGAGUACAUGGCAAACACUAGUCUAGAUGCCUUCUUAUUUGAUCCAGUUAAAUGCAAACAACUCGACUGGCUUAAGCGCAACAACAUCAUCAAUGGAGUUGCAAAAGGAAUUCUAUAUCUACACGAAGACUCGCGGCUCAAAAUCAUUCAUAGGGAUUUGAAAGCUAGCAAUGUGUUGUUGGAUGAUGAGAUGAAUGCAAAGAUAUCGGACUUUGGAACGGCCAGAAUUUUCGGAGGCAAGCAAGUUGAGGCUAGCACCAAUAGAGUUGUUGGCACUUUUGGAUAUAUGGCACCAGAAUAUGCAAUGGAGGGAGUGUUUUCGAUAAAGUCUGACGUUUACAGUUUUGGUAUUUUAAUGUUAGAAGUGAUAAGCGGAAGAAAGAACAGCGGUUUCUUCAAAGUAGACAAUAAACAGAGCCUUCUAUCACAGGCAUGGCAACUAUGGAAGGAAGGAAAAGAAGAGGAAAUGGUUGAUCCGAACUUGGUUGGAGAAUGCUCUUUAAGUGAAGCUCUGAGAUGGAUCCAAAUUGCUCUGCUGUGUGUACAAGAAGACCCUAGCAUCAGACCCACCAUGUCGAUGGUUGUUUUAAUGCUUGGAAGCAAAUCGAUUCACCUUCCUCAACCGUCGAAGCCUCCAUUCUUUCCGAUUGGAUUUCCAAUGUCCGCCGAUCAAUCUUCAAUGACUUUAUUGGGAACAGGAUAUCUCUCCACCCAAUCGUCUACCACUACUUCUAUUUAGCCAUAUGGUUUCACAAAUCUGCAGAAAAUUUCAUCUGCCUGAUCAUCAUCAGCAGGAUGAUUACUUCAGAGAUUUUAUUCCCUUUCUCAAAACAUUAGAUUAGAAAUUACCAACGUGUUUAGAUCGUUAAAUAUAUAACAUAGUUCAAUUGUGGUUAGAAGAUGAGUUUCUUGCCGUUGCUGUAUCAUAUAGAUAUUUCUAAAAAAAGUUAUACAAACAAAAAAAAAAAAAAAAAAAUCAGAAGAUAAAUUAAAUUCAUAAACAAACCUUUGAUUCGUGGACCUA